This is a messenger RNA of Phoenix dactylifera (date palm), 1975 nucleotides long. Its product is annotated as pyruvate kinase, cytosolic isozyme. Gene Ontology annotation, biological process: glycolytic process. The record is from RefSeq and is a predicted model, not a curated record. NCBI's taxonomy places the organism in Eukaryota, Viridiplantae, Streptophyta, Magnoliopsida, Arecales, Arecaceae. Gene Ontology annotation, molecular function: pyruvate kinase activity; magnesium ion binding; potassium ion binding.
UCUCUCUCUAAAAUUUAGCUGAGAUCUAUUGAUCUCGCGAAUCGCGCAAAAACCUCCUCUUUCGAUCUCUUUAUUAGGGUUUCUGAUCUCAAACCACUUUGAGUUUUCGUUUCCUCUGUUCGAUAGGGGACAGAAAGAUUGGUUUUUUUAGGGUUUUUGGUUGAGGGCAUUUGGGUUUUUGGGUGGCAGGAGGGAUGGCGAACAUCGACAUAGCGGGGAUCGUGAAGGACCUGCCGAACGAUGGGCGGGUGCCGAAGACGAAGAUCGUGUGUACGCUGGGCCCCGCGUCGAGGACGGUCCCGAUGCUGGAGAAGUUGCUGAGGGCCGGAAUGAACGUGGCCAGGUUUAACUUUAGCCAUGGGAGCCACGAGUACCAUCAGGAGACGCUGGAUAAUCUCAGGAUCGCCAUGCAGAACACCCAGAUUCUCUGCGCCGUCAUGCUCGACACCAAGGGCCCAGAGAUUCGUACUGGCUUCCUGAAGGAUGGAAAACCUAUCCAACUGAAGGAGGGUCAAGAAAUUACAAUAAGCACUGAUUACAGCAUUAAGGGCGAUAAUAACAUGAUUUCCAUGAGUUACAAGAAGCUUCCUGUAGAUUUGAAACCUGGAAAUACCAUAUUGUGUGCAGAUGGUACCAUAACCCUUUCUGUCCUGUCAUGUGACCCAGAUGCUGGAACUGUGAGAUGCCGUUGUCAGAACACUGCUAUGUUAGGUGAGAGGAAGAACGUCAAUCUGCCAGGUAUUGUGGUGGAUCUCCCAACAUUGACGGAGAAAGAUAAAGAAGACGUCCUGGGAUGGGGGGUUCCCAACAAAAUUGAUAUGAUUGCACUGUCAUUUGUGCGCAAGGGGUCCGAUCUUGUUCAUGUUCGAGAAGUUCUUGGGCCUCAUGCAAAACGCAUAAAGUUAAUGUCAAAGGUCGAAAAUCAGGAGGGGGUGGUGAACUUUGAUGAUAUCUUGAGGGAGACUGAUUUCUUCAUGGUUGCUCGUGGUGAUCUUGGAAUGGAGAUACCAGUUGAGAAGAUUUUCCUUGCUCAGAAAAUGAUGAUUUACAAAUGCAACCUUGUGGGUAAGCCUGUUGUCACCGCCACUCAAAUGCUCGAAUCGAUGAUCAAGUCCCCUCGUCCAACACGUGCUGAAGCCACCGACGUUGCCAAUGCGGUUCUUGACGGCACCGACUGUGUCAUGCUCAGCGGCGAAAGUGCAGCUGGAGCCUACCCUGAGCUGGCAGUAAAAAUCAUGGCUCGGAUUUGUAUCGAGGCAGAGUCCUCCCUGGACUACGAUGCCAUCUUCAAGGAGAUGAUAAGGUCUGCUCCUCUUCCCAUGAGCCCAUUGGAGAGCCUGGCAUCCUCAGCUGUCCGCACAGCCAACAAGGCCAAGGCUGUGUUGAUUGUUGUCUUGACGCGUGGUGGGACCACCGCUAAGCUCGUGGCCAAGUAUCGACCUCGAGUUCCAAUCCUCUCGGUGGUGGUUCCGGUGCUGACAACGGAUUCAUUCGAUUGGACCGUCAGCGAUGAGAGCCCGGCAAGGCUGAGCCUUGUUCACAGGGGUCUUAUCCCACUGCUCGCGGAGGGUUCUGCCAAAGCUACUGAUUCAGAGUCCACAGAGGUGAUCCUGGGGGCUGCACUGAAGUCCGCCAUGCAGAAGAGGUUGUGCAAACCGGGCGAUUCUGUUGUUGCUCUGCACCGCAUUGGCGUCGCUUCCGUCAUAAAGAUCUGCAUUGUGAAAUGAAUGAUGGACGGAAGGAACAAAACUUUCCAUUUAUAAUGUUCUCGUUUUAAACUGCAGCUGGUGUUGUAGUGAUAAAAGUUUUCCCCAUGCUCAACCUGCAGUUUGCAGGGAAGAUCUUAUUAUGCAUAAUGAGCUGGGUGCUGGAGAGGAACUCCAUGUCAUGUAAGAGCAUUUUGUUGGUUGCUAUAUUUCUAAAUGGUCCAUGCUUUCAGUUGGGUACAAGCUAUUGAAAGUCAACUGCUUAUCUU